AUGGUAGCAUAUACCCUUUGUAAAUUUUUUAUUGUUGAAAACGGGAGGUCUCAGCGAUGCAACCGAAAAAAUCAUCACGCAUCACUCUUACGAUUAAAGGACCAUUGGAGUAACCCACAGAGACGGAAACAAACAAUAGGAAAAAAAUUAACCCCUAAAGUGUUACGUGAAAUGUCCACGCCAUCAUCACCACUGUCAAUCAAACAAAGCGGACCUAAACGAUCCAAAACAUUUACAGGAUGUUUCACAUGUCGAACAAGGAAAAUCAAAUGUGAUUUAAAGCGACCACAUUGUGAUAAAUGUAUCAAGGCUAAAUUAACAUGUGCCGGUUACGAUGUCAAGCUUCGAUGGCUGAAGCCAAUUCAGUUUGUGCCUCUAAAGAAUGGGGAUGUGAAAGGCACGCUGGUGAAAUUUCCUACGUAUGAAGAUGGAGAUGGCCUGGAUGAGAAUGAACUCGAUGCUGGUAUUGAUGCACCGGAGUAUUUUCAUCGACGAUUUGUUGAAUUUGUUAAGUGGGAGGAGCCAUAUACAACAUACGACCAGAUGAAUUAUGAUCUUGCAUAUUUGCAAAAUAAUCGAGUGACAUCAAGAUUGAAAGCUCGUGGUGAUACUAGGAUGAAGGGUCCAUUUGGUGUAUUUCAAGGGAAGAUCGGUAACCGUGAUGAGGAUGAACUGGGUACAACGCAGAAACUGAAAAAGAGAAAAAUCAUGCUGGAUAAAAGGAAUGACAUUCUACCUGAAGAACAGUUUAUCACAUCUUCAAGAAGCUCCAAUAAGAGUAGCGAUGUUGCGAUGAUAUCUGGCGAUGCUCCACCACAAGAUCAAUUCUGGCUAUCAAAUGAGUUAAAAGACGCUGCGUUGGUGACAGCUGCUGCUUUGAAUACCCAUUUCUUAGACAUCAUGAACAACUUCGACAAUAACGGAAAUGUGUUGCCACAAUCGAACAAUCAAGGUAACAACACAACAAACGAUGCCAAUUACAAUUUAAACAACCCUGACUUAUUUAAUUUGGUGUUUCACAACAGGGGCCAGAAUUUCAAUACUGUACAGCCCCAAACGUCGAAUUCGAAUUCAAACAUGUCAAUGUCGAACUUGUUAAAUCAACCGGAAAAUCUCGUUGAUCCCAUUUACUAUUCCAAUUUCUCGAAUUUCUUCUACAACAAUCCUUAUCAAAUGAAUGAAAACUUGGAAAUACAAUUGCAUGCACAAACGACAAGUGCAGAUGAUACUGAAUAUGUAGAUGGAGAUCACUCAAAUGAUAGUAAAUUGUUGGCGUCAAUUAUGAAAAUUGUACAAAGUCCACUUAAUGUUAAUUUCGACUUGACAUUGCCAACACGUCAGUCGCAUGUGGGUAUUCCAUUAACUGCAUUGCAAGUUCAACCGUUAACAAGAUAUUUGUUAAACUAUUACGUGACAGAUGUCGCCGAUUUAAUGACAGUGAUACCGCUUACUGAGAAUCCAUGGAAGGCGAUUUAUUUCCCAAGAGCAUUAAUGGCAAUUGGUGAACUCCUGGCUUUGGGUAAAACAUCAAUGGCGAAAAACGCAUUGUUGAAUGCAUUGCUUGCGGUGUCGGCAUUCAACUUGCAGUCGAAAUUCCCCAAGAAUUCUCAACCAAUGCGAUUUUAUCUUAAUUUAGGUAUUGCGUUACGUAAUCAAGCAAGCUUGUUUGUGAAAAAGUUGUUAAAUCUGAAAAAUGAUGUGCAAUCUGGUAUUGAGCAUUGUGUUACACAAGAGAAGUAUAAAGAUGUUCUUUGUGCUGUUAUGACCAUGAUUAGUGUUGAUUUAGUCUGGGGAACCAUGCAAGAUACAGGUUUGUAUAUUGCGUGGUGUGGAAAAGUCAUUGUUGCCAAAAUGGCAACCAAAAAGAAACUUUCCCCCAAAGCACGGAUAUUGCAUCGUAUAUUCUCAUCGUUAAAGUUGAUCCAAGAUUCAACAUGCUUAAAUUUCGAAAGCAUUAAGGAAAAUUAUGAGUCGUCAACGGGAAUCGGAGGAUACGAUGUCAAUGGAGAUAAAUUUGGUAACGAAAGAGAAAAGUCCAAGGAUAGUAACAAAGGUCGAAUAGAUUUUAUUGUCAAUAAUUCCUUUUCCAACAAGACUAGCAAUUCAAAUUCGAAUGGCAAUUCAACUACAUCUCCUCAAUUUGUCAACAAGAAGUUGAUAAAUACCAAAAAGAAUGAUGAGAAUUUUGCUACUGACGCAUUAUAUGGGUUGCCUAAUUCAUUGAUUUUGUUAUUCAGUGAGACAGUUGAAUUGUUGAGAAUACGAAUAUACUACACCACAUCAAAGAAGCUAUUUCCUAGUGAUUAUGAGGGCAGGGUUAAGACAUUGAAUGAAAAGUUGAAUACGUGGGUUUUGGACUGGAAGUUAUACAAAGGACAAGCGAUGGAUCCUAACAGAAAACAAACGACUGAGGAUAAAGCAACUACACCUAGUGCAAAUCCUGAUGGUGAUGACGACUUGAGAAAGGACUUUUAUUCACCAAUGCAUGAAGUCACAUACCAUCAUAUUAUGUCAUUUUAUCAUGCGCUCGUCAUUUACUUUAGUCGAUUCAUCAAAGAUACCCCACCAACCAAACUACAAACAAGAGUAGUCAAAACCCUCAACCAUUUGAAUUCCAUACAGGAUCUUAUUGCUAAAGAUGAAGCAGCAAUUAUCCCCUUGUUUUGGCAAGGAUUUAUAGCUGGUUGUGAAGCGCUUUCAACUGAUUUGCAAAUGGGAUUCAAGAAAUGGGGUGCUGACAUUGCCCAGUAUUUGGGUUCGUAUUGGGGUGCAAGACAAAUUAUGUUGGAAGUAUGGCGAAGAAAGAGUUUGAAGGAAUCUAGAGAUGAUUGGGUUAGUGUUGUGCAAGAUUGGGAAAUGAACUUGAUGUUGAAUUAG
Lodderomyces orthopsilosis Co 90-125 is the source of this 2877-nucleotide messenger RNA. It is a transcript of the gene ARG81, whose product is annotated as Arg81p. Bases 1 to 2877 code for a protein of 958 amino acids. The transcript has a single exon. Lineage: Eukaryota; Fungi; Ascomycota; Pichiomycetes; Serinales; Debaryomycetaceae. Gene Ontology annotation, molecular function: zinc ion binding; DNA-binding transcription factor activity, RNA polymerase II-specific. Gene Ontology annotation, biological process: regulation of DNA-templated transcription. The record is from RefSeq and is a predicted model, not a curated record.